Molecule: messenger RNA, 582 nt
Organism: Paramuricea clavata
Lineage: Eukaryota; Metazoa; Cnidaria; Anthozoa; Malacalcyonacea; Plexauridae
Source: the annotation of a GenBank genome assembly
AUGUCGUUCUUUCAAAUAAAAAUAAUUUAUACAUACUAUGCAGGAAAAAGGACAACUCCGAUCUUUAUCUCCGAAGACGAACUCUUGUCAGAUGAUUUCCAGUCUUUUAAGGAUAGAUUGAUAACAGAAGUACCACACUUGGCCAAAACGUGUUCGCCUUUACAACUCACAGUUUUAGACGAUCAUUUGGAGGUUGAUCUGUCUCCGGAAUAUUUUCCAUUGCAAAUGAGGGAGUUAUUGAACAAAAGGAAGGAAAUAACAUUGCAAGCAUUUACAUUUGAGUCUCCAGGGUCAAGAACGGCAGUGCCAGUGGAGUCACAUCAAUCUUUGCCAAGAACCGAAGUUUGAAGCCGAAGGGCGCUUGAACUCCCUGCUUUAUUUGAUGACAGCGACAGCGAAGGCGAAGACAACGUCCACGAGGACGAGGACUCAGAUACACCAGCUCAAGAAAUCUACUUAUCUCCUGUUGAUAAACUCGUUGAAAAAACUGCAGAGGAAUCAUUUUCAGUAAAGCCUUUCGCUUUGGACAUGAGUCGCCCUGCUUGUUCAAAAUGCCACUUGCAUGCCGGCCACACGAUUUAG